This is a messenger RNA of Linepithema humile (Argentine ant), 561 nucleotides long. RefSeq names its product HIG1 domain family member 2A, mitochondrial. Gene Ontology annotation, cellular component: mitochondrion. The record is from RefSeq and is a predicted model, not a curated record. Lineage: Eukaryota; Metazoa; Arthropoda; Insecta; Hymenoptera; Formicidae. Gene Ontology annotation, biological process: mitochondrial respirasome assembly.
AUUAUUGCCUCAUGAGAUACAAAUUUGUUUCUACUGUCUUGCACAUGACAGUAGUAUUUAAUGGCAUGUAGGAAAUAGCCUGACACAUAACAAAAAAAAAUUGUUACCUGUUAGACGACGGAUAUGGCUGAUAAAAAAUUAGAUGAAUUGGAUUGGGUGAAAAUACGGGAAGAAUUAGACGUCGAUUACGUUAGCGAGACGAUAUUUGAGAAGGCGAAACGUAAAACACGAGAAAAUCCAUUGGUACCACUAGGAAGUCUUCUAACUGUAACAGCACUGACUGUUGGACUCAUCAGCUUUUAUAGAGGAAAGGGGCAAAUGCAACAGUACAUGAUGCGUGCCCGUGUUGGCGCUCAAGCAUUUACUAUUAUUUGCAUGGUUGCAGGAUUUAUUUUAUUACCCAAAUCAAAGUAGAAUAAAGUAGAAUGUAACAUUAUAUAACUUUGAUUUUCGUAUGCCAUUAAUUUCUGUUCUGGCAUACUUCUGGUCUGAAAUAUUCGUAUUCUUUAUGUCAGAUACAAUGUACCUAUGAGUGAAUAUAAUAUUGUUUUUAUUCACUAA